GUGAGAGCCAGAGAGGGUCCGGGUACGUGCGAGAUGCAGCCAUAGUCACGCUAACACUGUCUUAUAUUACAACCUGCUGGGAUCGUUAGUUUUGCAGCGCAUCAAAGCCGACUGAAAGCUUCUGGACGUGAGGCAUUAUGGCUGAACAGCAGAGGCAGCGCUCUCUGUCCACCGCUGGUGAGUCUCUCUACCUUGUGUUGGGAGUUGAGAAGGUGGCUACGACGGAUGAUAUUAAGAGAUCUUACAGGAAACUGGCGUUGAAGUUCCACCCUGACAAGAAUCCCGACAAUCCGGAGGCAGCCGAUAAGUUCAAGGAGAUAAACAACGCUCACGCGAUUCUGAAUGACCCCACGAAGCGUAAUAUUUAUGAUAAAUAUGGUUCUCUGGGACUAUAUGUGGCUGAGCAGUUUGGAGAGGAGAAUGUCAAUACUUACUUUGUCCUUUCAAGCUGGUGGGCAAAGGCUCUGUUUGUCUUCUGCGGCCUCGCCACUGGCUGCUACUUCUGUUGCUGCCUGUGCUGCUGCUGUAACUGCUGCUGUGGCAAAUGUAAACCACGGCCCCGAGAGGGCCAAGACCAGGAAUUUUAUGUGUCCCCAGAGGACCUGGAGGCUCAGCUGCAGUCUGACGAGAGAGCAGAGGCUGGGGGUGACCCUAUAAUGCUGCAGCCAUCAGCCACAGAGACGACCCAGUUAACAUCGGAUGGGCACCACUCCUACCACACCGACACCGGCUUCAACUAACCCUCCGUCCCCCCGUCAAUCCUGGCCUGCGGUCCUGCCUGCUUCCCUGCUCCACCUCAGUGAGAUGAAAGAAAGGGGUGAUCCCUCUUUCCACUUCAGAAAGAGAGCCAUGCGGAGGAGAGGGACUAGUAAGCAUGGCCCAUGAAAGGAACUAAUGAAGUCACAUCCCUUACACCCCCUUCCCUGAUUGGUCCACAAUUUAUCCCCCCCCUCUUAGUACGAGAAGAAUAGAGAAACCACUCUGUAGUUUCCUUUUUAUUUCUUCUUUUAUAUUUCUUGGCCUUUAACCACACAGGUCGCCUACCUUACUCUCCCUCUCCCACAUUUUGCAUCAUGGUGUAGCAUGCACUGUUUAUAAAACAUGGUCUCCAGAUUUUUAUUUUAUCUUUAGCAACAUUUUUACUUUGCAAGACUCAUACUGUUGGUGCAUACAUAUGUGCAAUACGUUCAAAUGAGGACAGUUCACGAGGAGGAGGAGGAGGAGGAGGAGGAGGGUGACGUUUACGUGAUGUUUUAUGCUAAAGGAGAGGAGAGCCAUGGCUCAGGGAGGUGCUGGUUAGAGAGGUGUUUGUGCGCUGAGGUGGUCGGUGCGAUCAUUAAACCUUCAAGAACAGAGUUGUCAUAUAUUUACUUCUGAUUUGCAAUCAGUUCUGUUUUAGUUGAAAAUGCCACCUGCCACUGUCAGAGUACGUUUUUGGCACUGUGUUUGUCUUUACUGUGCUCCCCCUGAGUGUUUUUAUUGUGAAUCAUGAGGUUGUUAAGGCACAGAGCUUUAUUUGCAGACAUUAUUUCUUGAAUGCCUGCUGACGUAACAUUUCUACUUUAGUCAAUUAGAAUUGGCUUUUCUUUCCUCCGCCUCAGCUUUAUUUCAGCUCAUUCUUGCGGGAUAGAGACGACAUUACUGUCUUUCCUGCAGCACCAAACAGAUCGUCAUGACAGUUAUUUCAAUGUAACUUUCAUGUCGGUUCAUAAUUUCUUGCAUUAUGCGUCUAUUGUGGCAGGUUUAUUGUGCUGAUCUGUUGUUGUCAGUCAAACCUAACGAGAAUUUUAGUUUGUUUUAUUUUUGUCACAUUAGCAGUUAUAUCUGAUUUAUUGUGUUUAAAAAUGUUGACAUCGGAUUCAUGAAUUAGAAAAAUUGGCUUUUAAAAGAGUCUCAUACAUUCAUUGAUCAUUUAAUUAUGCAGUUUUUCAUUGUAGAGAAAAUUUUAUUUUCUAGGCUAUUGGAAUAAUAUGAUAUAAAUCUGCUCUUUGUUAAGAGACGUCACAACUCAUUGAGACUGAAAGAUAUUUGUUUCAUCUAAUUAUCCGAUGCAGAUAUUUUUGUUUACUUAUUGAUGUUGCGCUAUAUGAAGCCAAGGAGCUCCAGCUGACUCUGAUCAGAGCUGUUCCUAAGUAGAAAUAACAGAUCUCUAUCAGCAGCAGGUUCAGAGGGUGACAUGUUUUUAACUCUGAGCUGUCUUAGAUAUGUUAAGUAGUUAAUGUGAUGUGGAAAAACAUGUUACAGCUCUGCGUAGCUGCGAAAUAAAGCUGACUACAGAGCGUCCACGCGGGAAUAUUUUAUGUAGUGAGGAAUAUGAUUUCCAGCCUGUUUUUAGACCUUGUGUUUUGAGCUGAAGUCUGAUGACAUUUCGUCCAAUGCUGUGAUCGUUUGUUGACUUUUUUUUUAAAAAUCCACGUAGAGUAAGAACCUGGUGAGGCAUAUCAUCUGUGAGCCAGUGCUACAGGCAGCUCCAAGUUAAAUGACUCUAGAUUUUUCAUACGACUGAAUUUCGCAUAUAUUGCCACACAAUCGCAAAUUGCCAUAAAUUGCCAUGAACAUCUUUGCCACUUUUGUCAGAUUCAUAAUUGCUAAUAAUGUGUUUCAAUGGUUUACAAUUGGUGAGCUCCUGUUGCCCACCCUCUGCUAUUAACGGUAUGGAUGUUGACCUCUGUGGCCCUUGUAUGAUGUUUCCUGUAACCCUUGAUGAAACAUAGAUGUUCCUGUCAUGGCUUUUUCAUUGAGAUACUGAAAAAUGCUACUGUAAAUGUUCUAAGUUGAAUGCACUGUGUGUUUAAAAAAACUAUACUGGAUCAAUGAUCAGGAAAUGACUCCGUAAAAAGACAACAUAGUAUAUAGUGUAACUAUAGUGAAAUGGUUAUAUGAUGCAUUUUUGGGAAUUUUAUUUAUUUCAUACUUUGUCAUGUUUCAAAUGAUGAUUGGCUAUAAUUUUAACUGGUAUGGUGUUGUAAUGUAACCAUUAAAUUUAGCAAGAAAUGGUUUAAUGGUUAUGGUCGCUUGUACAUACACUUGGCCCAUAUAAAGUAUAAACCUUAACGUUUAUGUUGUAGCAUGGUAAUUGUGUGUCUGGAAGAAAACAAGUGGAUCAUUGAUCUGAUUUGCUGUUGUUGAAUAAAUGUUCCUGA
Molecule: messenger RNA, 3143 nt
Organism: Morone saxatilis (striped sea-bass)
Lineage: Eukaryota; Metazoa; Chordata; Actinopteri; Moronidae
Gene: dnajc5aa
Product: DnaJ (Hsp40) homolog, subfamily C, member 5aa
Exons: 5
Coding region: 138-740 (200 amino acids)
Biological process (GO): regulation of synaptic vesicle cycle
Cellular component (GO): presynapse; intracellular membrane-bounded organelle; membrane
Source: RefSeq, a predicted model, not a curated record